Molecule: messenger RNA, 1424 nt
Organism: Lutzomyia longipalpis
Lineage: Eukaryota; Metazoa; Arthropoda; Insecta; Diptera; Psychodidae
Product: type 1 phosphatidylinositol 4,5-bisphosphate 4-phosphatase
Exons: 4
Coding region: 343-1089 (248 amino acids)
Biological process (GO): phosphatidylinositol dephosphorylation
Cellular component (GO): plasma membrane; phagocytic vesicle membrane; late endosome membrane
Molecular function (GO): phosphatidylinositol-4,5-bisphosphate 4-phosphatase activity
Source: RefSeq, a predicted model, not a curated record
GCAAACAGAAAUGAGAAAAAGAAGAAGAAAAGUUGCACUUUGUGUCAAACUCCGCAAAAUUAUUGUCAUUUUCACUGAAUUUCUUCUGGUGUUGGAAGUUAAGGGCAAUAAAAUCGUGCCAUUUUCCUCCCUAAAAAACGCUGUGGGAAGCAUGUUUUUGCCCACUUUGCAAAAAGUGUGAAGUACUUGGUGGAAAAUCGCGGGUUUUGGGGUAAUUUUCUCAAAGUGAACGGGAUUUGGUUGCAUCCCAUUGUUUUGAGAAGAACUUUCCUUUUUUGGGAGAGAAGCUUCCUGAAGCAUAAUUUGUGUACACACCGCCACAGGAGGCAAGUCAGCUGAAAGAUGGAUGAUUCGGAGACUCAGCAUUUACUCCAGGGCGACACUACAGUAAACUACAAUGGAAAUGAUGGGGAUGUUGAGAAGAACGCCCAAGCCAAUUCAACGACAACGUCGUCCAUUGGCCCCGGGGAGCUCCCGCCCUCCUUCCAAGCGGGUGCCGUACCGAUGGUAACGUGCCGCGUAUGCCAGGGCAUGAUUGACAUCACAUUCAAGCGGGAUCAGCAUGUUGUGAAGUGCAAUCAAUGCGGCGAAGCGACGCCCAUCCGGAACGCGCCCCCUGGCAAGAAGUACGUGCGCUGCCCAUGCAACUGUCUCCUCAUCUGUAAGAGCUCAUCCCAGCGCAUCGCAUGCCCUCGUCCCAACUGCAAGAGGAUCAUCAAUUUGGCUCCAAGCCCCGUGACACCGCCUGUCCCCUCCAUGCCGGGAAUGUGUCGCGUCACGUGUGGCCACUGCUCCGAUACUUUUCUGUUCAAUACACUUCACAAUGCCCUUGCACGGUGCCCCCAUUGCCGGAAAGUGUCUUCUGUUGGUUCUGAAUUCUCGCGUGGCCGUGGCAUUAUAUUCUUCAUCAUUGGUGUUGUCUUUCUCGUCAUAGGAAUUGGUGUUACAGCUGGUACAUACUCAUAUGCUGCGGCUCAUGGAGGGAUGUAUGUCGCCUACAUUGGAGCUUUUCUUAUCUCACUCUUCCUCUUCGCACGCAGCGUUUACUAUUGUACUCUCAAAACUAGCACAAUAGAUGGUCCAAUGUAAAAUGAGAUGGUGUGUUUGCUAAGGAAUAAGUUUUUUUUUCAUUCACACCGCAAAUAAAAUUUAAAAAAUAAACAUUAUUGCAAAAAAAUUGCGGGAGAUUUAGGAAAAUAAUAAGAAAAAAAGAAGAAUCUUCUGCAAGUGAGAUGUGACACCAAAAAAAAACAACAAAAAGAAAGCUAAAAAACGGUCAAAACAAUUAUAAAGGCAUUCCUAAAUAAUUUUUCUUUUUUUUUCUGUGUAAUAUCCCCUCAAGAAAACCAAGAGAGAGAUAAGCCGAGAAGAUUUUAUCGAGACAGUAAAUAUUAAAAAAAAAAAACUAACUAUUAUACAAGAAA